This is a messenger RNA of Amoebophrya sp. A25, 844 nucleotides long. Lineage: Eukaryota; Dinophyceae; Syndiniales; Amoebophryaceae. The record is from the annotation of a GenBank genome assembly.
AUCAUGAUGACAUUCGACUAGGUUUGCUUUCCGAGCUUGAUGAACCUCCAGAUUGUCCUGUAGGCACGAUGUAUGUCGACUACGAUUCCACAACGAAUGAGUGGAUCUGUCAUGGUGCAUAUCGCGCAGCACCAGAAGAUGUUGAGCCAUACCAUUCCUACCAGCAGAACAAGGAUGUACUAGCGGUAAAGCCAGCUGUUAUACAAGAAUCUGGUGAAGAAGAAUCUUGAGAUAGCUUUCCCUAUCACGACGCGAGAAUGUUGAUCAGCAUUCAAGAACGAGAACAUCGUCACACGGAUAGAGGUUUGCUAAAUUUAAGAAGUCCUGAGGUGUGUGUGGUACGGAACCGGCAUUGAAUGCUGAUUAUAAUGAUGAAUAUCACUGCCAACCACAACUCACAAUUACAAGAACUAGUACUCAUGAACAAUUUUUAGAAACAUCAUACAUGGACUCAGUCUUUGUUUGCUUGUAUGUUUCGAAGCGCUCCAGGAACAAACGCAUAACUACAAUCAUCCCGGCCUUUGUCAGUUAUCUUUUCGUUUUCCAGAAUGUUUCUCUCUCUUAUUUAAUUUUGUGGCUAUGGUUUACUGGCGUGGGCAGGGUGGCAUCUAUGUCCUCCUCGUCCGCAUAUGGUGUACGCGGUGUACUACGAGCCGCUAGUGUGGUUUUCUUGUUUCGUAUUCACACUAACAGAAUGUUGACAGCCGCAUCUUCUCACUCGAGCUCGACUUCUCUUUUCUUUUCUUUUUCUCUUUGUUCUCCUCGAACACUGACCACGUCAACCCUUCUUGCAUUUGAUGAAUGAAACAUUUUUUUACAUCAAAUAACGACGACGAGGCUUUCG